Messenger RNA from Mandrillus leucophaeus (drill), 2026 nucleotides. It is a transcript of the gene ITPA, whose product is annotated as inosine triphosphatase (nucleoside triphosphate pyrophosphatase). The transcript has 8 exons. The record is from RefSeq and is a predicted model, not a curated record. Bases 1051 to 1677 code for a protein of 208 amino acids. Gene Ontology annotation, biological process: nucleoside triphosphate catabolic process. Gene Ontology annotation, cellular component: cytoplasm. Gene Ontology annotation, molecular function: nucleoside triphosphate diphosphatase activity. Lineage: Eukaryota; Metazoa; Chordata; Mammalia; Primates; Cercopithecidae.
ACAGGCAUGCACCACCAUGCCUGGCUAAUUUUGUAUUUUUAGUAGAGACAGGGUUUCUCCAUGUUGGUCAGGCUGGUCUCAAACUCCUGACCUCGGGUGAUCCACUCGCCUCAGUCUCCCAAAGUGCUGGGAUUACAGGUGUGAGCCACUGGGCUUUCCCACACUUUGAUGAGCAUCAGAAUGGCCUGAGGAGCUUGGUAAGAAUUCAGACUCCCUCCUUUUCUUGUCCAUGGGCAGAAAUGUCCAAGUGGCCAUUCAAGAGGUACUGACCCAGGGUUCCAGGCGGCGGGCAGAAGGCUGAGUCUCUGGAGGAGCGAGUCAGAUGACUUGCCGCAAAGAGAGUAUCAGCAGAGGUUCAGCAGACACACCUUUGAGAGGGCACUUCCUACUUUCAGUUGUGUUUGGAAUGCAAAGGUCUGGCUGAAACGGUGGCCAAGGAGAAGGGGUGAUGGAUUUGAGAGGCUGAAGGGAUGAGGAAGUGAGGGAGUCUAGAUACUGAGCUCUCAAGCCUAGGUGUGAAAGCGGGUGAGAAGUUUGGGCUUGUUUUAGGCUAUGCCGAGUUUAAGUUCACGGUCCGGUGGAUCAGAGCUGGCGGGUAAGGCUGAAGGUGAGAGCAGGAUGAGGGUUUGGAAGCCCUUGCCUAGAAGGAGGCAGUUUUUUGAGACGGCGUAGGACAGCGCAAACCUCCAGGAUCACAGGGCUGCAGUCUUCUCCUUUCGGAGACCUCAUUGCAGAGAAGAGCGAAACCAGGGGCGGGGUGGGGGUGGUAGUGGUCUCUUCCGGUUCUUGAAGAGAGCGUCCCUUACGCAGGAGGGACGGGUCUUGGAGCACUCAAUCUCCAGGCUUGGGAGGCCCCCAGCAAUUCGGACGCGGAGGGCUAGGCCGCCACCGCGAGCCCAGUCGCCCGAUACGCGCCUUGGGGUCCGGGUCGGCUUUCCCCCGGACACCUGGCCGGAAACUGAGCCGUUUACUUCCGCCACCAGCCGGAAGUUUUCUGUCACUGGACGCCAAGGAGUUUUCGGUGGCUCAGCUGGGUAACCGGGGCUCACCAUGGCGGCCUCAUUGGUGGGGAAGAAGAUCGUGUUUGUCACGGGGAACGCCAAGAAGCUGGAGGAGGUCAUUCAGAUUCUAGGAGAUAAGUUUCCAUGCACUUUGGUGGCACAGAAAAUUGACCUGCCGGAGUACCAGGGGGAGCCGGAUGAGAUUUCCAUACAGAAAUGUCAGGAGGCAGCUCGCCAGGUACAGGGGCCCGUGCUGGUUGAGGACACCUGUCUGUGCUACAACGCCCUUGGAGGGCUCCCCGGCCCCUACAUAAAGUGGUUUCUGGAGAAGUUAAAGCCUGAAGGUCUCCACCAGCUCCUGGCUGGGUUCGAGGACAAGUCAGCCUACGCGCUCUGCACGUUUGCACUCAGCACCGGGGACCCAAGCCAGCCCGUGCGCCUGUUCAGGGGCCGGACCUCGGGCCAGAUCGUGGCACCCAGAGGCUGCCGGGACUUUGGCUGGGACCCCUGCUUUCAGCCUGAUGGAUAUGAGCAGACGUACGCAGAGAUGCCUAAGGCGGAGAAGAACGCUGUCUCCCAUCGCUUCCGGGCCCUGCUGGAGCUGCAGGAGUACUUUGGCAGCUUGACUUCUGCGGCUGGGGGAGGCCCCUCAGGCCGGGGAUCUGGGGAGGGCUAGCCUGAAACCUCCUGCAUCAGGCAGGCACCCCUGGAAGUACUUCCUUCAGGGUUUCCGCUUCCUGGGGGUGUCGAGUAGCCUCACCAGCCUGUCUGGAGGAGCAGCUGGCUCUGCUCUGAGAAACUCUGGGCAAGUGGAUGCCAUUCUCUUGCCCUUAGGAUUCACUGCUCUCUCCUACAACCUCCAGGCCUGGGAUCCUGCAAGGACCUUGGGUGGUAAAGCUGGACUUGGUGGGAGUGAGGGCUUGGGGAGGAACCAUGGAAAUCACCUCCCAUGUUUUUUAAAUGCAAUAAAUAACACUUCUGGAUGAGACUUGUUUCCAAAAUAAACCAGCUAUAUCUGUUUUGAA